AUCGGCUACCGCGCGUUGCCUUUCCUCUUCUCGUUUCUAACAUGGGUGCAGGCAGCAGCUCCGAGCUUCCAAUGAGCCAGACGGACUUUGAUUCCUACACUGGCAAACGCUACACCGUCGAGGUGCCCAACACGCGCGAUGCCACCCACGGUCCUGCCUACACUGUGCCCGACAAAGACCCGAUCAACGAAGAGGAGAUGACACUGUACCACAACUUCCUCGCCGGCUGCAACAUCGAGAACGGCAACCGACCGCUCUACGGUCGCCGCGUCAUUGACCCUGACACAGGCAAAGCCGGAGCCUACGAGUGGCUCACGUACAGCCAGAUCAAGACGCGCAUGGAGCGCGUGGCCAGCGGCCUGAAGGCUGUGGGUCACUUGAAGCGUCAAGACAUGGUGGGGGUCUUCUCGAAGAAUCAACUCGAAUGGUGUCUAGUCUCCCACGCGUGCGACCGCAUGAGCUACGUGCUUGUGCCGCUGUACGACACGCUGGGACCCGAUGCAGUGCCCUUCAUCGUCAACCACACCGACUUGAGGGUUUUGUUCUGCGGCGAGAAGCAGUUCGAGGUAGUCCUGGACUGUGUAGCCGCCUGCCCUUCCUUAAAGAUCGUCAUUCAGUUCGAACCCGUCACGGAGAAGCAGCUGCAACAGGCCACAGAGAAGAACAUCGAGCUGCGGAGUCUCCACGAACUGGAGCUUCUGGGCGAGGCGGACCCGCAACCUGCCGACCCUCCACUGCCCACAGACGUGUCCACACUCUGCUAUACUUCCGGAACCACAGGAGACCCCAAGGGAGUCAUCUUACUGCAGAGGAACUACGCGUACGUGGUCCGACAGAUGUGCAACCGGAUGCACAUUCUCCCCACGGACGUGCACUGCUCGUAUCUGCCGCUAGCUCACGUGUUUGAGCGCGCUGUCUUGGGGGUUCUCCAGGCUCACGGCGCGUCUGCAGGCUUCUACCAGGGCGAUCUGCUUCUGCUCAUGGACGAUCUAGCGGAGCUCAAGCCGACAGUCUUCGUCUCAGCGCCGAGACUGUUUAACCGCGUCUAUGACAAGAUCACACAGGGAGUGGCAGCUGCCGGAGGACUCAAGAAGAUCCUGUUCGAUCGUGCGCUUGCAGCUAAACUCGCGGGCCUUCCUGACGGUCACAAGACCCACGCGUUGUGGGACGCUUUGGUGUUUUUCAAGGUUCGCUUGGCUCUUGGUGGGCGUGUGCGUCUCAUUUUCUCGGGCUCGGCGCCGCUGAGUGCGGAAGUGAAGGAGUUUAUGAAGGUUGUCUUCUGCUGUGACGUCGCCGAGGGCUACGGACUGAGCGAGACGGCUGCUGCUGUGGCUGUGGGUGGUGUUGACAUGCCCAUGGGGCCGCACGUUGGAGCGCCUCUCAUGUACGGACAAGUGCAGCUGGAGGACGUGCCUGAAAUGGGCUACACGAGUCACGACAAGCCUCGUCCACGAGGAGAGAUCUGUGUGCGCGGUCCUACGGUCUUCGCUGGGUACUACAAGGAGCCUGAGAAGACUCGAGAGGCUAUGGAUGACCGUGGGUGGUUCCACACAGGCGACAUUGGCUGCUGGAAUGCCGACGGUACACUCAGUAUCAUCGACCGGAAGAAGAACAUCUUCAAGUUGGCUCAAGGUGAGUAUGUCGCGGUAGAGAAGAUCGAGAACAUCUACGCCAAGAGCAAGUACGUGGCUCAGCUCUUCGCCUACGGUGACUCGCUUCAGAGUUGUCUGGUCGGUGUGCUGGUGCCUGAUCCAGAAGUGGCGCAGGCUUGGGCCAAGGAGCAUGGACUGAGUGGGGCGGAUGCUUCCAGUGCGAGGGUGGUGAACAGCCCAGAGUUCCAGAAGGCGGUACGUGCAGACAUGGCUCGAGUCGCCAAGGAGGCACAACUGCGCGGCUUUGAACUCGUCAAGAGCGUGCACUUCCACCCCGAGCCGUUCUCUCUGGAGCAAGGCCUGAUCACCCCCACGUUCAAACUCAAGCGCCCCCAACUCAAGGCUUUCUUCCAGCAGCAGAUCUAUAAACUCUACGAAGGACUCAAGUGAAGGAAACAAUUGGGGAGAGGAAGGCCAGUGCAUAUCUACGAAAUCCUAUCAGUAAAAAUAGUAAUCUGGUCUUGAACAUGAACUCUACCUGUAGAAAUAUA
Phytophthora infestans T30-4 is the source of this 2143-nucleotide messenger RNA. RefSeq names its product long-chain-fatty-acid-CoA ligase, putative. Gene Ontology annotation, cellular component: endoplasmic reticulum; membrane. The record is from RefSeq and is a predicted model, not a curated record. Gene Ontology annotation, biological process: fatty acid metabolic process. The coding region runs from base 42 to 2042 and encodes 666 amino acids. Gene Ontology annotation, molecular function: long-chain fatty acid-CoA ligase activity. The transcript has a single exon. NCBI's taxonomy places the organism in Eukaryota, Oomycota, Peronosporomycetes, Peronosporales, Peronosporaceae.